AUGGACUCGGCGCCAGCCUUUGCCAUGGACAAGCCGUUCGCCCCCGGCGCCGUGCGCGGCCCGGAGCCGCCCGAAAACGCUCAAAGCCGGAAAAACUUCAGCGUGAGCCACCUCCUCGACCUGGAGGAGGUGGCGGCCGGGAUGAACGGGACCCCCGCGGCCGGUCCCCCGCCCGCCGGGAGCGGCAAGGCCAUCCCGGAGCCGUCGGGAGGCAGCAGCGGCAGCGAGGCAGCGCCCCAGGACGGUGAGAGCCUGAGCCCAAGCUGUGGGGCAGCCAAGAGGAAGAAGAAGCAGAGGAGGAACCGCACCACCUUCAACAGCAGCCAGCUGCAGGCUCUGGAGAGGGUCUUUGAGAGGACGCACUACCCCGACGCCUUUGUGCGGGAGGAGCUGGCCAGGAGGGUCAACCUCAGCGAGGCCAGAGUCCAGGUGUGGUUUCAGAACCGGAGGGCCAAGUUCCGCCGCAAUGAGAGGGCGAUGCUGGCCAACAGAUCGGCAUCUCUGCUCAAAUCCUACAGCCAAGAAGCAGCCAUUGAGCAGCCCAUGGCACCACGACCCACUGCACUGACCCCGGAGUAUCUCUCCUGGACCAGCACCUCCCCGUACAGCACUGUGCCCUCCUACAGCUCCAGCGGGACUGCAGCGCCCACCCAAGGGGUGAACAUGGCCAACAGCAUCGCCAGCCUGCGCCUCAAAGCCAAAGAGUUCAGCCUCCAUCAGAACCAGGUGCCCACCGUGAACUGAGCAGGGCAAACCCCAUCCCAUGGCCUCCUCCAGGAUACAGCGUGGAGCUCCUGUGCCGGUCCAGGACAAAUCCGCUGCCUGCCCAGCACACAUGCCACUCAUCCAAUGCCUCAGCAUCUUCUCUCCUCUUCCCUUCCCUUCUGAAGGUAGAGUCAGUCCCAGGCCGAAGUGGCACAUAAUUAUAGCCACAUAUGGAGCGAACUCGGUUAGAAACUUGCUUUUCCGCACACCCUUAUAAUAACGGCUAUAUAUACACACAUACCCCCCACACGCUCUUUGAGGACAAACAGACUUGCCAAGGGAACAAGAAUUUGCUUCCAAACAUGGAAGGAUCUUGGACUAUUGGAUUUGACCAAUUUGGGUAUCUUGCCCAGAGAGCCAAAGAGUUAUUGGGUCUUCUCCUCCCGCAGGGACAGUGUGGGAGGAUCACGAGCUCCCCUUUCCACCAGGCUGUGACUUGCGGCGCUCAACUGUGUGUGCCAAAGCUGAUCCAUGUCUUCGUUUCUUUGUACAACCCCAGCCACACUGUGGGGUUUGGGACGUCCCAAGGUUUGGGACUUUGGGAAGCUGAUGGCUUGCCCAUGCCAUGGCCAGUUUUGGCCAGCCCUCCUGCAUUUAGGAGCUGCCUAUGCUGAUGGCAUCAGGCUUUGUCCCUUCCCAGAGGGCCAAGCAGAGCUGCAGCACCUCAACAGACCCUCCUGGAGCCUGUGAGCUCUCCCAUGAGCUGGGGAUGCAUCGCCAAUCUCCAAGCAGGCACCGCUGCCCUGCCUCGGCGGAUUUGCCAGCGAUUCUGCAAAGCCCCAGGUCAUUGAACCGUCCCAGGGAACGAGAAAAUUGGAAAAAGCUGUUGGGUUUCAGAUGAGUAGGCGGCUCCCAGCGCUUCGUGCCAACGAAGGCUUUGCCUUCCGGAGGCACAGCCUCCCUGUCGGCAGUGCCGCAGAUGUGCUCGGGGGUCUGGGGCCGGCAGCUCCGUGGGGGGAGGCUUUCUUGGUUUUGCAGAAAGGAAAUGGUUUCCCCCUCAUCCCACCCUGCUGCGCAGCCUAACGAGGUUUCCAAGGUGGGACGUGCAGGGGGAUGGACGUGGGGUGGGCAACCUGGCCCUAAUCCAUGGGACUGAGCUGCAGAAAGACACAGCCCCCACGUUCCCCUGCCGAUUCCACAGCCAGAGGGGUGGGGGUGUGGUGUUCCUGUGGACAAAGCCCACUGAAAACCAGAUCACCCUUUCCUUACCCACUGGAAAGAGCCACCAGCCAAGCAUGGGGACAUCACCAGCUCAGAGGGGUGGCCUGGACAGAGAAGACACCAGCUCUGCUUCCCUAGAAGGGAAGGUUUGAGGGCUGCAGCAGUAGAUCUGAGGACAAAUAGAACAAUUUCCCCCAGCUAAACAUCCUCUGGUUGGUGACACCAGACUGAAAGUGCCACAGCUACAAAGUGCCCACCUGAGUCCCCACAGCUCCCAGGAGCAUCCUCUCCCAUUCCCACUGGGGCUCUCACUGCAGCUGCAUGUGGGACCCAAUGGCUGUGACACCAGGCAGUGCCAGCAUGGGGGAGUCACCCAGCACCCAGAGCUGGAGACCUGGUGGGAGAAGCAUCUCCUCUGCCUGGGGGUGAACUCACAGCCCCUCCAUCCUGCCUGCAGCCCCUGCCUUCUCUGCAGCCCAGUUGGGAACAGGCACCUUCUCCUCCUCAAGCUUGGCAGGCAGGGAGAGGUCACAGCCUGACUGACACUGCCCACCUCAUCUAGGGAGCAGUGUCACCCUAAAUACCCACCCUCUUCCCCCAUCCAUAUUUCCAGGGCUGGUAUCCCUCCCAUGUGUCAUGCCAGAAGAAGAGCAUGCAGCUCCCCACACUGCACAGAGCCCUGCCAAGCCAGGGGGAAGAGGGAUCCACUGUGGAUCAAAACAUCCACCCUGAGAAACACCACUUGGGGCAGGAGGAGGGCCUGGGGGUGCUAUUCCCAUGGAAAGCACAGGGCUCUUUUUUGGGUUAUACAAGAUGAAACCACAGGGAUAUAAAUGUCGCUGCCUCUUUGAGAACAUUAAUGAAAAUAAACCCAUUUAAUAGUUUGCAGAUGCUGUUUCUGUAAACCUAAAAAAAGCAGGGAAUAAAUAUUUCUUCACUAAAUAUCUAUAUGUAUAUAUAUAUUUGAAAACAUUUGCUCCUAAUCUUAGGGCCCCUCCUUUGCUGUGCUUUUGGCAGUUUAUCACAGCUUGUCAGUCAACGCUGAACUCACCAAGAAGAGAUACAAAUUGCACCCAUGGAGGGGUAGCAGGACCGAGGGAUUAUUGUAAUCUAAGCUCUCUCUCGCCCUUUCUAUUUGUACAUUUCAAUUACUUGUAACAAGAUCCAUGGUGGAUUUGGUUUUUUUCUUCUGCAUGUCUGUGUUUUGGAAAUUUUUAUAAGGUUUUUGUAAAAACAACUCUUGUGAAAUAAUGGAGGAAUAAAUAUUUUACUGAGUAGAGACGUGUCAGUGCAUGUGAUCGGGACCUGAGUCUCCCAUCACCAGCCAAUGUGGUUUCCCCACCUGCCCUGGACAAGCAGCCUGGGCAGAAAUUGAAUUAAGAGGCAGCAAGGAAGGUCAGAUUCCGCACAGAAAUUGGGCUGAAAGAAACCAAAGGGUAGAGAUAAAGCAUCAGAUUGUAGAGCACUUUCCAGGGAGCAAAGGCCCAAAGGUGCAGAGCAGGCAUUGAGCACCCAAAACAGGAGGGAUUGGUCAGGUGAAGGCAAUACCAAAUAGUUGAGGCAGCCAAAGUGAAACAGGGCUCCAGGAGCUCACAAUGCUGAGCUAUCAAGCAGCAGAUUUAAUGCAAUGUGGAGGGGUGUGAAGAUUGCCAUGGGGAAGCUGCCCAGCACAUGCUCAGGCUGAAAGGCAGUGAGUAAAGUGGCAGGAAUUGCUAGAAAAGGAUUUGAGAGCAAGGCAGAAAAUAUCCUCACUGCACAAAUAAAGCUGGAAGUCCAUUGCCCCAAGACACUGUGGAGAUCAAUGCUAUGGUGUGUUCAAAGAGGGUGAGAAAGUUAAUUAGCAGUGGGUGUGUGUUGGUGCUACCUGGCAGGGAUUCAAUUGCCUGUGCAGAAAACUGCUGCCCUGCCGACUUCAGGAGCCAGGAGGGCUGGGAGGAGAAGGGACACCUGGGUUUCCCUUGUUUCCUUUACUUGCCUUCACCUGCUGAAUUGCAGCAGCCUCAUGUCAGGCCAGCUCACAUGGUGUCACUUAGGAGAUGUCUCUGUCACCUCCUCCUCCUCCCCAGGCCAUCCUCAAUCCCCACACAGCCUGGGACACACAGAGCUAUCCCAUGUACCCAGAGAGGCUCAGCUCCAUGAGAGCCACAGCAUCAGCUCCUUCCCAGCAGCAAUCUUGGUCCCUCCCAUCACUGGUGGCUGUGGGGACACGUGGGUCCUGUGGACUGCAAGGUUGAGGAAGGAAGGACCCCUAAACAAUCAUUCCAGCUUUCCCUAGAGGGGAAAAAGCCUCAUCCCAUAUCAUCCCUGCAGCACCCAGCUGUCCCCCUAUUGGAAUUACCCCAGGCCCAUCACAGUCCCAUACACUUGACCUCCCUGCCAAACUGCUCUGCUGCUUUGUAACCACUUAUUUAUUCAUUCAGUAAGUGGCUUGUAGAUCAUUAAGGCAAAUUGUCCAAUCUCCUGCAUAAAGAAUAUUACCCAAGCAGCAUCAUCAUGUCCUCAGCACGUGGUCAGUGCAGAGUGUCCCUUUGGAGAGCAUCCAGCCCUGAGUCAAAAGACCCUUGGAAUUGAUGAACUUACACAUCCCAGGGCAGAUUCCUCCAGUGACUCAUUACUGUUGACUGCUGGAAAUAUGUCACUUAUUUCCUGCUUGAACUGUCCCAACUUGAGUUCACCUCCCACUAAAGCAGAAGGUCUCAACCCAUGGUCAGUCAGCUCCAUGGACAUCUGAGGGGUCUCAAACCAGGAGACAGACAAGUGUGGAGAGCUGCAGCUCACCUGGCAGGGUCUGUACUCCACAGGAGAGGGAGAUAUUGCACCAAUGAAGAGGAGCUCAAAGGUUGUGCAACCUCUCCUCUUCCAGGACAGGGACAUUUUUCCUCCCAGGAAUGGCACAUCCUUCACCAGUACUAAUUUCAGCAGCAGAGCUGUCUCCAUCCAUGCACUGCAACUUUGGGAGUGGGGGAAAGUUACAAAGACAUUUGCAAACUGUCUUUUCUCAAAGCAGUUGGUUUUCAACCAGAUGAUUCCAAAAGGGUGGGUCUCAGGUGAUGGGAGGAUCUUUCUGGGCCCCCUUUCCUUGUUUCUGACCCCACAGCCCAACGCUUGGGCAUGACUUGCUGACUGAUGAAAAGUUGAAGUUUGCCCCUAGAAUGUUUUAAUGAGAACAAUUUUGUGUUGUCAUCAGCACUGGCUGCUACAGCAGCAAGACAAAACAGAGCUCACAUUUUCCAGCUCACAGGGACACCCGCCUGGUUGUCCCCAUCCAGAAUGAAUUACAGACACAUCCCAGUUACAGCAUCCUCCUUUCCCAUUAUCCUUGUGCUGCUGAGCCCUUCUCCCUCUGGUGGCAACAGCAAGGUCUGUAGACCCUCUGAGUCCUGCUGGCACUGUGCACAAACUGCACAAACACAUGUUCCUGUGACAGCAACGUGUCGCCUCCCAGCAGCCAAGCCUCUCCUGCCCUUUGGAGCGAUGCUCAUCCCAAACUCCACAUUCCGUGUGGAAGGAGCAUCUCCUCCCUGCAGCAGAUGUUUUGCUCUCUGCUGCUUCUUUCCUACCCCACAGAGAAGCAACCUAAGGCAGCAGAGAUAGUAGCUAUGCACAGGGGGUGUGAUGCUUUAUAAAUACUUGGGAAGAAGGGAGGAAGCAAAGGUUCAUUUUGUAGCUGGUGUCACAAAGCCCAGGAAAAGUUAUCACCUAUGAGAAAGAACUAUCGCAUGGAGAUGCACAGCACUGCAUCCAUACACAACUGCAGAAUCAGGGGAAGUCUGCAAGGACAUCUGCAAAUUGUGUCCUUCCUCAAACCAGCCUGUUUUCAACCAGGUGACUCGGAAAGGGCAAGUCUGAGGUGAUGGGAAGAACUGCCUGGAACCGGCACCGCAUCUGCCCGAUAGACACUGGAGCAGAUACCACCCUCCUCCCCUCAGCCGAGGGAUGGCCACCCUCCCUCCAUCCCAAACACCUCCACGCGCACCCCCAGCUCUCUGGCCAGCAGAUGGGGGCAGAGAAUCGCGGGUGCGGUCCCGGGCAGGGUCCCCGUGUCCCCCCGCAGGCCCCGCAGCCACACGAGGGUGCUGCAGCCCCGCGCAGCGCUCGGAACCGGCCGGGGCGGGGGAGCCCCCAGGGCGCUGCUCUGCUCCACACCCGCCGGCUCCCGAGCCCCCACCAGUCCAACAGGGGAUGUCUGACAGCUCAGCCCCACAGCCGGGUUAGAACACCCCCGCUGGGAAGAGUUUUCCCGGUACCAAGUUCAUCUUUUGUGCCCAAGCAGCAGGGAAGCACGGGUAUCUUCUCCAGGGGCUCAUUUCUGAAUGGCCAUGCCCGCAGAGCUGGCUCCUCUCAUUCUCUCUGCGAGUCACAGGAAUCUCAGUUCCUCAAGAGGAAUGAGGGGAUUUGUGUAUCAAAAUCUCACCUGCUAGAGGGAAUUUUGGGAGGGCAGAAAAGGAAGAGUGAUGUGUGUUAAAGGAGAGCUGCCCAAGGAGGAAUCUUGGUGCAGAUCCCAAAGGGGAAGGUCUGGAUAAAGAGAGACCCAGGAGUGGGGCAGGCACGUAAGGAAGAGGCGUGUGCAGUGCUCAGGGGGAGGAGGGAUCCUGGGGCUUGAACCACCUGAAAGUGUGGGAGGGAGCUGGGUCUCUACUUGCUUUUCUCCCAGCUCCAGACACCUUGAGGGAAGACACGUACUGGUUGUGUGAGUCACAUUCACACAUUUAACCACAGAAGGGAGCGGAAUCGACCGUAAAGAUCAUCUCCUCCCAACCCAUCCUGCCGUGGGCACGGACAGCUUAGGAAAAUUGCUCAAGGUCUCAUCCAACCUGGCUGUGAACUCUGCCAGGGCUGGGGCAUCCACAGCCUCCGUGGGCAGCCCGGACCAGUGUCUCACUGCCCACACAGAAAAAAAAAAAAAAAAUCUUCCUAAUGUCUAACCUUAAUGUGUCCUCUUUCAAUUUGUACCCAUUUAAGCACCAAACUGUUCUGCAGUCCCGGAUGGGUUUCACAGCGUUGCCAUUUCCUGUUUCAGUCAGGUGUGAAAAACAAAUUGUUGGACACAUAAAGCACACACCAAACCCCAGAGACUGGUGGGUGCAACUGUCCUUCCUCUCUUGGAGGAGACACUGGGCACAUCCUUUGCCUACAUUAAUGCCAGAGCAAGGAUUUGGGAGCUCUGGGCUUUAGAUAUUAAUUGGGGAAAGGCAGAGAUGCCUCCCACAUGCAGCAAACACUGGCAGUGUCCAGUGGCUCUGAUCAGGAGAGCCCUGAUGGGACUGGUGCUGCCCAAGCAACCGAGGCCAGCUUGGUCCUGCUUCCCCCAAACUCCCACAACACUUCAAAAUAAGUGCAAUGCUUGGGCCUCUCUCAAGUUUGCCUUGUAGGCUUUUUCUGUUUGUUUUUUCUUUGAGCCAGGAGAAUUCACAUUCCCAAGCUUUUCCCUGCAGCCAGUAAGCAGUUUAUUUUGUUUUCAAUAAAAAAGAAGAAAGCAGAGCUUUGCAUGUAACCUCAGCUUCCCUGAGCAGGGCAUCAGCCUCAGGCACUGGAUAGGCAGCAGAGAAGGGGCUGAG
This is a messenger RNA of Catharus ustulatus (Swainson's thrush), 7484 nucleotides long. RefSeq names its product paired related homeobox 2 (gene PRRX2). Gene Ontology annotation, biological process: regulation of DNA-templated transcription. The transcript is spliced from 4 exons. NCBI's taxonomy places the organism in Eukaryota, Metazoa, Chordata, Aves, Passeriformes, Turdidae. The record is from RefSeq and is a predicted model, not a curated record. Gene Ontology annotation, molecular function: DNA-binding transcription factor activity, RNA polymerase II-specific; DNA binding. The coding region runs from base 1 to 744 and encodes 247 amino acids.